Aureobasidium pullulans EXF-150 is the source of this 633-nucleotide messenger RNA. RefSeq lists its product as uncharacterized. The transcript has a single exon. The record is from RefSeq and is a predicted model, not a curated record. The annotation marks the transcript as partial. Gene Ontology annotation, molecular function: glycosyltransferase activity. Gene Ontology annotation, cellular component: Golgi membrane. Gene Ontology annotation, biological process: protein N-linked glycosylation. NCBI's taxonomy places the organism in Eukaryota, Fungi, Ascomycota, Dothideomycetes, Dothideales, Saccotheciaceae.
UACGAACAAGCGCUACUCACGCAUCAUCGACACGCUGAGCUCCACGAUUAUCCUGUCCUAGACCUACAAUCCAAAAUCAUUGACGAUCUCUGGAACAAGCCUGCAUAUCUGCUCUCGUUGGUCCUUGACGAGCUUCGCAAACCGGAAGGACAUAGAGUCGAAUGGCUGUUCUGGUUCGACAGAGACACGGUUAUACUCAAUCCCUGCAUCCCCUUACAUAUCUUCUUGCCGCCGAGAGACGACAUCCAUAUUGUAAUCUCCAAUGACUGGAAUGGAUUGAAUAAUGGCGUCUUUGGUCUCCGCAUUAAUGAGUGGAGUGCGAGGCUCUUGAGUACAAUCCUGGGAUACCGCGAGUUAAGGCCUGACGAGGAGCUACGCUUUACUGAACAAAGCGCCAUGGAGAAGGUGUUGCAAGACUCGAGGUUUAAACAGGGUGCGGCAUACUAUCCACAGAGAUGGUUCAAUGCAUAUGAAGCGGAAGCAGAGAAGGAUUACGCAGUCAAAGAUUCCGAUCUGCUGGUUCAUUUUGCGGGCGUUGGAGACAGGCUGAAGAAGAUUGCGAAUUGGAUCGAGAAGGCGGAUUCAGAAUCCGAAGUGUGGUCAGUUGACUAUCGUUCGACUAGCUUGCCGUAG